AUUUUGUCCUUUUACGAUCUCUCUCUCUCUCUCUCCCAUGUCCGAGUCUCUCUAAAUCUCUCUCUCUCUCUCUCUGGCAUAAACUUGCAGAAACUGAACAAAGGAGCUACGAGCAAGGGGCAUGUUGAGGAUUGGAUUCAGGAAGAAUGGAAGAAUAUGGAGGAGAUCAUCGUUUUCAUGGGGGCUUAGCAAUGGACUCUCUUCCUCUUCCUCUGCAUCUCCUCCAAGGAAGAAGCUGCAAGGCAAAGUGGCAGUGAUAACGGGGGCAGCGAGCGGGAUCGGCAGAGCAACUGCAGAAACGUUCAUCAGCCACGGCGCAAGGGUUGUGAUAGCUGAUAUCAGAACUCGACUCGGUCAAGAAACCACCCGAGAACUCGGUCCCGACGCAUCUUUCUUCGCCUGCGACGUCACCCGAGAAUCCGACGUCUCCGACGCCGUCGAUUUCGCCGUAUCCCGCCACGAGAAACUCGAUGUCAUGUUCAACAAUGCCGGCAUUCCCUGUCAAUCCCCCCUCAGCAUCGUCGAUCUCGAUCUCGCCCUCUUUGACAAGGUGAUGAACACGAACGUAAGGGGAGUCAUGGCGGGAAUAAAGCAUGCAGCUCGCGUGAUGAUCCCCGAAAGAAGCGGAACCAUCAUCUGCACCGGGAGUGUUACCGGCAUUGUCGGAGGGCUCUCGCAGCACACUUACAGCGUGUCUAAAUCCGCCGUCAUCGGAGUCGUCCGAUCGACAGCUUCCGAGCUCUGCAAGCACGGUAUCCGAGUCAACUGCGUUUCCCCGUUCGCCAUCGCAACUCCGUUCGUGAUGGAGGAGAUGAGGCAGAUUUACCCCGGCCUCGACGACUCGGAGCUCGUUCGGAUGGUUCAGGGCGCCGGGGUGUUGGACGGAGAGAUCUGCGAGCCGAGUGAUGUGGCUAACGCCGCACUCUACCUCGCUUCCGACGAUUCCAAGUACGUGAAUGGGCAUAACCUGGUGGUGGAUGGAGGGCUCACAGCCAUGAGGACUUUGAAUUUUCCCGCACCGCAAUAACGGCUUCGGAUUCAUGUUUUGGAUCCAUUGUAAUAGAUGUUGGAAUCUUCAGAUGGGUUUUAGUUUCCGUUCUGAAAGAAUUCAGUCUCAAAGCAGAUUCAUGUUCUGAAAGAUCUAACUGUUACACAACAUGCGCGAACGGAAACACUAAAUGUUUCGACUA
Molecule: messenger RNA, 1190 nt
Organism: Tarenaya hassleriana
Lineage: Eukaryota; Viridiplantae; Streptophyta; Magnoliopsida; Brassicales; Cleomaceae
Product: momilactone A synthase
Exons: 4
Coding region: 122-1027 (301 amino acids)
Molecular function (GO): oxidoreductase activity
Source: RefSeq, a predicted model, not a curated record